Molecule: messenger RNA, 4503 nt
Organism: Necator americanus (New World hookworm)
Lineage: Eukaryota; Metazoa; Nematoda; Chromadorea; Rhabditida; Ancylostomatidae
Exons: 38
Coding region: 1-4503 (1500 amino acids)
Molecular function (GO): protein binding
Source: RefSeq, a predicted model, not a curated record
AUGAAAUCACCUACAUGGAAUGAAACCACCUUCAAAGAUGUGCUAGUACCUGCUGUCCAGUCCUUCAUCAACGAAGGAACUACCGAUUUUGCCAAGAAACACCUGCUUUCAUCCACGGUGGUAUUCCGUAAUGUCAACUUGCAAGAUGAAAUAUUCGUUGACUCUCUUUGUGAUGACGAUGGCGCUUCUGGUUCCGACUACUGGAACAACGUGGCUGACAGAUUUGGUGUGUGUUAUUGUAGAAUAGCAGAAGGAAAAAUCGCUGAGAUCGAAUUUCGACCGUUUCGAGUGAUCCCCCACAUUGUCCCUAUCAUAGCCAUCGUUCGAGGGGAAAAGACAGUCACCGUUAUCUACGAUGACUUAGGUCCUGAUUGGGUGGAUCUGAACUUAGUGCUUCGCUACUCCUACAGUAACAUCGAGCAAUAUUCGCAGGUCCACAAUUUCGCCGCAGCUGCAUUAGCUGACCUAUACUUUCAAUUGGAUCGGCUGAAUUUCUAUGUUCGUGAUCCUCUAUUUCUCUGCGACAAUGUUUUUUGGUUGUUGUGCGAUCCGUUCGGUAGCGGCUCCGAUGAUUACCCUUAUGAGGAUUUCGCCUAUCAGAGUACUGCCACGUCUGAAUGGGUGAACGGUGCAAUGUCGAAUUAUGAUUACAUCACGAUAUUGAACAAGGCAGCAGGACGAGUGAGAGGAGAAGUUCACAACCACCCGAUUUUUCCGUGGGUAUGCGAUUUCAAAGAGAAGAAUGGCGGCUGGCGCGAUUUAACAAAAACGAAAUACCGGCUCGCAAAAGGGGACGAUCAGUUAGGCCAGAAUUUUCGUCAUCUGUCCCAUCACAUCCCAGAAAUCCUUUCCGACAUUGGAUACAUGGUUUACAAAGCUCGUGUGGAAUCAAAAUCGAACCUUUGCAAGCACGUCCGCAGCAAUUGGGUUCCAAGAGAAUAUCCCGCAACUAUGACGAGGAUGUACGAAUGGACUCCAGAUGAAUGUAUACCGGAAUUCUACGACGAUCCUUCCAUACUAGUAUCUAAACACUCGGAUAUGCCGGAUUUGGAGUUGCCGUCAUUUGUGUCAUCGCCCGAAGAAUUCAUCAAAUGGCACAGAGAGAUGUUGGAAAGCGACGAGGUCUCACGGCAUCUUCACGAAUGGAUCGACCUCAACUUUGGGCACAUGUUAUCCGGUGACAUGGCUGUGGACUGUUUGAAUGUACAUAUGUGUUUCUCGGAACCGAAGACACAUCGUUUUCGAACUAUCGGCGUGGUCCAGCUGUUUCAUCGACCGCAUCCAAAAAGAUUUCGUGGUUCAAGUGGAAAUCCACUUGUGGAUUGCGAUAAAAGCGGAUUUGAGUUGAAACAAGAUUUUUGCCUCGAUUCACCGGUCAAGUCACAGAAUGAACCGGUAACCCUGCUCGAAACUUAUCGCUCAAAAAUCAAGGAAACUAAGUUUAAAACGCCGGCUGACCAGAUGUUUCUCUCAUUUGUGCACUCUCUGUUUCGAUUUCGAAAACACUUCCUGCGCUUCACUCCUCUGCGCGACUUCGAUAGAAACAACCGACGUUUUGUUGAGCAUUCCUACGAUCUUCCUGAAUCAUGGCUAGAUUUUGUAAACGAAAUUGUCGACGGUUGUAGCGAAUUCACCGAUCACUCACAUAUUCCUUUUUAUCUUCUCCAAACUCUUGAUAUUCCUAUGGAGGUAGUCAAUUUUCAUGACGGAAUCGCUAAUUACUAUUCAUUCCACCUCCUGCGUAAAUCCGUAGUUGUUCAAGGAAAUGAGGAACGUCUUCAAUCUGUAAUGUUGCGUGAAAUUGAUGCUCUUAAGAAUGCUAUGGAAACGUCAGUAAUGGAAAAUUCUCUGGUUCGACUAUUUGAGCGGAUGAUUGCGGACAAAGAGUCGGCUGUGCAGACGGUCCAUCGCCUGUUCGUAGUUGUUUGUCGAACAUUCGAUGACCAAUCAUUUGAACAAAUUCUGAAACCGCUGGUUGAACUACUCGGCUGCGAAUCAUCCGUGAAGCUGCUAGACCGUCGUUUUCUGCUCCCAGCAUCAAUCGCUUACGGUGCAGCCAGAUUUCUUAGGGAGUUUCUUCCUACUGUCAUUGAAGCGGUUGCGUCACUUCAGAUUGAUAGGAGCGUCGUUGCAAAAGAAAGCGUUGUUUGGCUUUCAAAAAGAUAUGGACCCGUGAUAAGUGCUCGUUUCAUUACGGCGAAUCUGCUACGAGUUCUUGGUUCAUGUUAUAUGGGAAUGGCAUUACUGGGAAGAAACCAAGAGCCAGAGUCAGUGUUUACGCUUCCAUUAGUUGGGGACGAAUGUGGCGCGAGAGUGGAAGCAUGUCUUACAGAAAUAGCUGCUAGUUAUAGCGUAACAUUCGUGACGGUUCAAUAUCUUCCAUUCUGUGUGGAUCUCGUCGAACAAGCUACCAAAAGACUCACACCACCUAUCGAAGCUGGCUUGCUGGCCGCUUUCCGGAUAGUACGGCUCAGUGCUAAGUCUAUGACCGAUCACCAACUUAUGAAUUACCUUGAGGACUACAUCGUCGAGAAGAUCAUCGUUCGAGUAUUGCAGUUAACCUUUAGCGCUAACGCUUCAUUUUACGAUAACCGUUCUAGAAUUAUUGUGACAGCCGGGGCUGUAUCUAUACUGUACAACAUUUCAAUGCGAAUAGGUCUCGAAAAUACGAGGAUGUAUGCAAGAAAACCGUUCGAAUUGAUGUUUGAGACUUUUGGAAAAUUAUACGAGGCAGAUGAACAGCUGAAGAUAUCGGCAAAGUGCACAGACACUGCAGAGGCAGUUGCUUCCAUUCCACUUUGGUUCGUUUCUUCGGUGAUUGAUAGAUUCGCAAGCUCAUGGGGAGUACCGCUUUUAUCCUCAUUCUGUUCCGAUCCUGCUUUCCUGGUUCCCUUUGUUAGCUCUCAAGUAGCUAGUUCACCGUCGUCCCCUCUUCGUAUGACAACGGUUUAUCAGCUGAACAGUUUCCCAUCUGGCAACAGGCUAUUGUCACUUUCUUCACCACCAUCACAGUCGAAUUUAUCCAGUAUAGGUGGAGUGGGACUAUGUGAGUCGACAUCCCUGAGUGCCUUGUGGUGUGCACGAAUAUCAGCCGCUGUGUGCACCUCGGAGGGAAAAUCUGCAUUUCGUUUCGACCACCUUUCCCUUUGCUCGUUCAACGGUCAUUCCUCAUCAGUCCGUCGUAUAGCUGCCCUUUCAAACGAGAACUCAUUUAUUUCUGCAUCAUCAGACAAAACUGUCAAACUGUGGUCGAUAAAACCCGAGUUGGACACCGUAGAAGCGCAACAAACAUACGGCCGACAUCAGCGUUCGAUUCAGGAUGUGGCGCUUCUUGCAAAUAACCUCAUUGCUUCCACCGAUGGCGUCCUUCAUGUGUGGGAUCCGUUUCGAGGUGCGAUCAUCGCUCAAUUAGAUUGGGAUAACGAGGCGACUAUUUGUGGGCUGGCACAUGUAGAUCGACAUUCAAUGGCAGCCAUUUCGAGUCUUCACUCCACAGUUCGCUUGCUCGACACACGUAUCGGCUGUUGGACCAGCGAGCUGAAAGUGUCAAACGUGUCUGGAUUAACAAGAGCGUUUUCCGUGAGAGAUUCUGGUCACAAAAUGGUAGUGGCCUUAUCAAACGGGACAAUAGUGGUACUAGACGCUCGUACCGGUCGACUAUCCUCUUUAUCUCAUGGAAAUAACACGCAUGCUACAGCGGUGAAAUGGUUGACUGAGACGGAUUUUCUCGUUUGUGAUGCUGACGAGCCCGGAACAAUUUUUACUGCAAACCCACGAAUAUGUGCAGUUCGCAAGCUUCCCGAUACAGUUGCGAGUGCAUUUGUCAGUGACGACAAGUUGGUCACACUUCAAGGGAACAGUGUCAUCCGAGUGUACUCCGGAGCAGAGACUGUUCUUGAAGCGAAAAAAGAUCCUCAAGCCACGAUGCAAUCCUCAUCCCCUUCAAAAGUAAUGGAAUAUUCUGCAAUACACGAUGUAUGGUCAUAUGUGGACGAUCUACCGAGUGAAUACGAAGAGUACUACAGUGAAAGACUGGUGGAUAGUCUUUAUGAAAGAGCUCCUGCAGAAUCAACUUUCUUUUUGAAUGCGAACUGCGAAGAUCCAACUUACAUCAACAUCCGUCAAGACCGUGCACCGCCCGUGUUUUAUCAUUUUGGUGACCGCUACAAAGGACUGUUCAUGUUCUUACGAGAGACAAAUACGAAAAAAGCAGCCAUUUCUUCUCUACAAAACGAAAUUGAGUCGUUGCUAAGCAUAAAAAGCGACUGCUAUUUGGCUACGGAGAACGAGCGAAUGUUCGCAGCAGACAUAAACAUAUUUGCCACCAUGGUAGACAACCAACUACGACGAAUCAGAAGAAGUUCUGUCCAACAAUUCAACGCUAUCUCUAAGAAGUUAACAGAACUGGAAGUAAAGGGGCGCUCGAGAACUCAUGCGACUCCGUCAUUCGCCUUCCUGAGAAAGUUUUUCCAAAGACUCUUCACCAGAAGAACAAAUGCUUAG